AUGGCAACGGCACAGCAGAAGACGGUCGACGACAAGGCCAAGCCGUCGCGUCCCAACUUUGCCUACUUUCCUCUGGGCUACAAAGAAGCUGCCUACCAAUGGUGGUCCAGUAUCAGCCCCUCGACCGCCGAACGGAACGUCCUUGCCCACAUCCCUUACCUCAAGGACGCCCGCGAGCAUGCCACCAUCGAUCCCGCCGAUCAGUCCGACCCUUUCGGACCCCGCGUUUGGAAGACCCAGAUGGUGAACCUCUCGGGUCAGAACCGUGCCCUCAACGAAUACUCCGUCGAGCGUGUUGGCGAAAAGGUCGAGGAGAACCUCGUCAUGCUGCAUGGCUACGGCGCCGGACUGGGUUUCUACUACAAGAACUUCGAGCCCCUGUCACGACGCAAAGGCUGGAAACUGUACGCGCUAGAUAUGCUCGGCAUGGGUAAUUCGACCAGGCCACCCUUCAAGAUGCACGCCAAAGAUAAGCAGGGCAAGAUUGACGAGGCGGAGGCCUGGUUCGUCGAUGCACUGGAGGAGUGGAGGAAAGCCAGGAAUAUCGACAAGUUUACCCUCAUCGGUCACUCCCUGGGCGGCUACCUUUCUGUGGCGUAUGCCCUCAAAUACCCCGGCCACUUGAAGAAGCUCAUUCUCGCAUCCCCCGUCGGUGUGCCCUCGGAUCCCUAUGCUGUCAACGAAGCCAUGCCGGAGCCGGGUUCGUCAACGCUCGAGAACGAGUUUACGCAGGACCAAGAAAGCGUCGUCAACGACACGCACAACCAUGCCAACGCGAGCGUCAAGAGCGCGACGGCGACAAACUCGAGCAAUGCUCCCAAGCGACCGCUUCCCGGCUGGUUCGCCUGGCUUUGGGAUGCUAACGUGUCCCCCUUUAGUGUGGUGCGGUUCAGUGGCCCAUUGGGUCCUCGCAUCGUUUCGGGCUGGACGUCACGCCGCUUCAACCACCUGCCGACGGCCGAGGCGCUUUCUCUGCACGACUAUGCAUUUUCGGUGUUUCGGCAGAAGGGCAGCGGCGAGUACGCGCUACCAUACAUCCUCGCGCCCGGGGCGUACGCACGCAGCCCCAUCAUCGACCGCAUCGAGGGCGUCGGCCGGCAGACGGUGGAGAAGAACGGGCAAAAGAUUAAGGAGACCGGUAUCCCCAUCGUCAUGAUGUACGGCGAGAACGACUGGAUGGACGUCGCUGGCGGUCUGGCGUCCGAGGAGAAACUCAAGGCAGCAAAGAGGCGAGCGCUGCUUGAGGGCACGGCCGAGGAGAAGCGGAGGGAGAAUGGCUCGGCGAGGGUGAUUGUCGUGCAGAAGGCGGGCCAUCACCUGUAUCUCGACAACGCGGAUGAUUUCAAUGAGUACAUCUGGAAGGAGAUGGACGAGACAAGGAGCCACAGUCAGAAGGGACUGGCAUGA
This is a messenger RNA of Verticillium nonalfalfae, 1407 nucleotides long. RefSeq lists its product as uncharacterized. The record is from RefSeq and is a predicted model, not a curated record. Bases 1 to 1407 code for a protein of 468 amino acids. Gene Ontology annotation, molecular function: A2-type glycerophospholipase activity. Lineage: Eukaryota; Fungi; Ascomycota; Sordariomycetes; Glomerellales; Plectosphaerellaceae. Gene Ontology annotation, biological process: cardiolipin acyl-chain remodeling. The transcript is spliced from 2 exons. Gene Ontology annotation, cellular component: mitochondrial inner membrane.